AAAGUUAUUUGGUUGCUAAACAGGUGUACUGUAGUUGAAAAACAUGUGACAGUAAUAGGCCUAUACAGUCUGAGAAGGGAGGUGCCAUCUAGAGGAGUUUAAUCACACUGACUGUAGAGUUUCAGUAAACCGCUUCAGUUCAGCAGCACUAUAUUCAGCUCUUCUAUCACUUUCCACGUUCAAAUGUUUUAUUAUAACAUUUAUUUUGUGUCCGCAUUUUCAAGAUUAGGAGAACAGAAAUAUUUGACAUGUUUAUAUUAUUCUGUUUGUGCCUAUGGCGACUAAGUGGUGUGUUUGGUGUUGAUGUAGUGAAGUCAGAGUCAGUGACGGAGGGAGAUCUUGUCACUCUCAGGACUGAUGUUACUGAAAUACUGAAAUAUGAUCUGAUCCAGUGGAGGUUUGGAGAUAUUCUCAUAGCUAAAAUAAACAUGAAGGAGAAUAAGAGCACGUUUUAUAGUACCAGUGCUGCUGAGAGAUUCAGAGACAGACUGAAGCUGGAUCAGACUGGAUCUCUGAUCAUCACAAACACCAGAACCACAGACUCUGGAGUUUAUAAAGUAACCAGCAGCAGAACAGAGACGCCGCUCAACACAUUCAAUCUUACUGUCUAUGCUAAUCUCUCUGUUCCUGUCAUCAUCAGACACUGUUCAUCAUCAUCACCUUCAUCUUCAUCAUCACAGCAGAAUUGUUCAUUGCUGUGUUUAGCUGUGAAUGUGGAUCAUGUGACUCUCUCCUGGUACAAAGGAAACAGUUUAUUGUCCAGCAUCAGUGAGUCUGAUCUCAGCUUCAUUCUCUUUCUACCUCUGGAGGUGGAAUAUCAGGAUAAAAACAGCUACAGCUGUGUGAUCAACAAUCCCAUCAGAAACCAGACCACACAUCUGUAUAUCACUCAACUCUGUCAACUAUGUCCAGGUACUUCAGUGUUUAUAUAUCCGUUUAUUUACCGAACUAUGAAGUUGUAUAGUGCUGAUAUAUCAUAUAGGCUAGUGGCUGUUGUGGAUCAGGCUGACAGAUUCAUUCAAAUUAAUGCUUCAUUUUGUCCAUUAUAGGUCUGGGCAUAUCCUUGUUUUACAUAUUGAUAAUGUCUGCUGCUGCUGCUGCUGGAACUCUGUUGAUUUUAGCUGCAGUUGGGAUCUUCUGCAUCUGCAGGGAAACAGACAGAGAGGGCAAG
Molecule: messenger RNA, 1171 nt
Organism: Cyprinus carpio (common carp)
Lineage: Eukaryota; Metazoa; Chordata; Actinopteri; Cypriniformes; Cyprinidae
Product: SLAM family member 5-like
Exons: 3
Coding region: 249-1049 (266 amino acids)
Source: RefSeq, a predicted model, not a curated record